Trifolium pratense (red clover) is the source of this 5739-nucleotide messenger RNA. RefSeq lists its product as uncharacterized. Gene Ontology annotation, biological process: DNA repair; telomere maintenance. Gene Ontology annotation, molecular function: DNA helicase activity. The transcript has 17 exons. NCBI's taxonomy places the organism in Eukaryota, Viridiplantae, Streptophyta, Magnoliopsida, Fabales, Fabaceae. The record is from RefSeq and is a predicted model, not a curated record. The coding region runs from base 1 to 5739 and encodes 1912 amino acids.
AUGGAAUCUUCAAUUAACAGCAUUCCUUCACAAUCUCUCCAUGAUAGACCUGCUUGGUUUAAAACAGUUAUUGACCCUGAUAAGGACGAAAUUCAUAUGUGUCCACUUUUUGUUAAGAAUUGGUCAAGUCAGAUGAAUUUUGAAAAAACUGGAUGGAUUAUAAAUGGUAAUAAAGAGAGAACUAUGGUGGUGUUCAACUGUGACAAUGGUAAAUGGUAUAUUAGUUCUGGAAUUAUAGUUGCCGUGAGAAAUGGAUUUACAGUACCAACGGAAGUUUAUCUUUAUUACCAAAUGAAGCGUAAUAAUUUAUUGAUGUUCGAAUCAAUUAUGAGUCAAUUCGCUCCUCCUUAUGAGGCUCCCUGUGAAUCCGAUGAACAUCCAUGUUCUGGUUUUUUUUAUAAUGAGCAAAACAAUGAGGAUGUUGAGGUUCAACAACUUAAUACUCAAGGUACUGAAGAUAUGGAUCAAUCACAUAUCUAUAAAUUUGAUGUCAAGAUCACAAGUGCAAUCAUUAACAAUAAUGAAUUUCAAGAAUUUCAAAACACAUCGUCGAAGUAUGUUCUCAAAGUCAAGGCUGAGAAAAUUUCUGUUACGGCUUUGGACACAAGCGAAAUAGCAAGAUUCAGUAGGAAACAAAAGUUACAUAAUCAUACAAGCAACAAGAAUGGCUCUUCUUCAGAAAAUAUUCAACCAAAUUUGGGUCAAAGCUCUUUCAAUAAUACAUCAUCUGGUUCAGAGAAUAUCAUGCCAAUGGAUAUCAGUAUCCAAUCCAACUAUACAACAAAGGGAGAACUAUUUAAGAGGAAAGCAGACAGGAUUCCAUUGUCACCUUUGACUCAAGGAAGCAUAUUGACUACAAACGUAGAAAGUGAUAUGAACCAAAACAUUCCUGCAAAAAGAAUUAGAAUUCCAAAUCCUAAGUAUUUUUCUCCUGUAUCAUGUGUUGUUAACUCUUCAAAUGAGUCGAGCUCUAAAUCAUCAAGAUCAAGACCUAAGCAACAAGGAACAAAUACAGGUAAAUCUAAAGUUGCAGUUCCUGCGUUAUCAAGAAGAAAUAAUCACACUUCAAAAAGGUUUCCGCUACAUAAUAAAUAUAUUGGUGUUCAAAGAAUAGAUUUUGAUGAUGAAACCAAUGGUUCUUCUAAUGUGGUAAAUGACAUGGAUGUAUAUAAAUCCAAUUUGUAUGCAAGUUCUGAAAUUGAAGGAGUCAUUAACUUUGGCAUGCCUGAAAUUACAUGCAAGUGGUGUAAUGCUGAAUUAUGGUAUGAGGAAAGAGCGGAAAAGACAAGGCAUGGUAUUGAUAUAGAAUUUUCAAUUUGUUGUGCAAAAGGAAAAGUUGAACUUCCUCUUCUUAAAAAACCUCCAGACCUUUUACUAGCUUUAAUAAAUGGCCGUGAUCGACGUAGUAAGAACUUUCAGGAGAACUAUAGAGCUUUCAACAGUAUGUUUGCUUUCACGUCAUUAGGCGGUCACAUAAAUUACAACAUUAAUGAUGGUGGUGGACCUCCUCAAUUUAUUUUAAGUGGUCAAAAUUAUCACAGAAUUGGAUCUUUAGUACCAGAAGCAGGAACAACUCCUAAGUUUGCACAGUUAUAUAUCCAUGAUACUGAAAAUGAAGUGAACAACCGAGCUGCGUGCUUUAGGUCUGAUAACAACAAAAAAGAUCCCAUUGAUAUUUCUUUAGUUAAAGAUCUUAAAGAAAUGAUAGAUUAUUGCAAUCCACUUGCUAAGUCUUUUAGGAAGGUUAGAGAUGCUAUUCAAUCCGGUACUACUCAUAAUUUGUCAUUAAGAUUAUAUCGAAAGCGAACAAAUGAUUCAAGAAUGCAUAAUAUACCUACAGUUGAUGAGGUUGCUGGUUUGAUAGUUGGUGACUUUGAAGACUCAGAAAUUGGAAGAGAUAUUAUUGUUAAUGAUAAACAGUAUGGCUUGACUAGAAUUCAUGAAACUCAUGUGUUGUUCCUGCCUCUUCAAUACCCGUUGUUGUUUCCUUGGGGUGAAAAUGGUUGGGAACCAGAUAUUCCACAUAGAAAGACAAAAGAAGUACCAACAAGUGAGAAGGAAGAAAGAGUUAAAAUUAGAGAAUUCAUGGCGUUCCGCAUUCAAGAAAGAAAAAAAGAAUUUGGGAACAUUGUUUUUUCUAGGAGAUUGUUUCAGCAGUUUGUGGUGGAUUAUUACACUAUGAUAGAAGCCCAAAGGCUAUCAUUCAUAAGAGAAAACCAAGAUAAAAUUCAUUCUGAUGUACUAAGUGGUCUACAAGAAGCUGUCGAUAGGGGGGAUGUGGAUGCUUCAACAGUCGGAAGACGCAUUAUUUUGCCUGAUUCUUUCACUGGAGGUCCGCGAUACAUGUUCAACAAUUGUCAAGAUGCUCAAGGAAUUUGCAAGAGAUUUGGUUAUCCUGAUCUGUUCAUAACAGUUACAUGUAAUGCAAAUUGGCCUGAAAUACGUAAUUUCAUUGAACCGAGAGGACUUCAACCUUCGGACCAACCAGAUAUUGUUGCCAGAGUAUUCAAGAUGAAACUGGAUCAAAUGAUGUCGGACUUAAAAAAAGAACAAAUAUUUGGCAACGUCAUAGCAGGUAUGUAUACUGUGGAGUUUCAAAAAAGAGGUCUUCCACAUCUUCCUCAUCCUAAAUUAUAUCCAAAACUUUAUGCCGCUGUAUCAUCAUUUAUGAUGCAUGGCCCAUGUGGUGAAGCAAAUGUCAAUUCUCCUUGCAUGGUUGGUUACCGUUGCUCGAAGUUCUUUCCAAAAAAGUAUAAAUCGUCCACAACUAUUGAUAAUGAAGGCUAUCCUUCUUACCGGAGACGUAAUACUGGAGUUACAGUAAAAAAGCCUAAGGCCAGCUUAGACAACGGCUUUGUUGUUCCUUACAAUCCUUUUCUUUUGAUGAGAUAUCAAGCUCAUAUUAAUGUUGAAUAUUGCAAUAAAUCCAAUGCCAUCAAGUACUUAUUCAAAUAUGUAAAUAAAGGUCCCGACCGUUCAAAUGUUGAAAUAUCCAAUGCCAAAAAUUCAAAAGAGCCGGUUGAUGAAAUUAAAAGAUUUUAUGACUGCCGGUAUUUAUCUCCGGCAGAAGCUGUUUGGAGGACAUUUGCAUUUGACAUUCAUCAACAUUUUCCAGCUGUUAUUAGGUUAUCUAUUCACUUGGAAAAUGAACAAGUAGUUAAAUUUGAUGAUAAUAGUUCACUGCAUAAUGUUGUCCGUUAUCGGGAAAUGGUUGACACAAUGUUUCUUGCUUGGUUUAAAGCUAAUAUGGACUACGAAGAAGGUCGCAAUUUGACAUAUUCGCAGUUUCCUACAAAAUUUGUUUAUAUACCAAAGGAACAUCGUUGGCAACCAAGACAAAGGGGUUUUAGCAUCGGAAGAUUAACAUAUGUUCCUGUUGGAGCCGGUGAGUUAUACUACUUGAGGGUGUUGUUGACACAACAAAAAGGAUGCACAAGUUACGAAGAUAUUAAAACAGUUGAUGGCAAGAUAUGCAAAACAUUCCAAGAGGCGUGUAGUGAGUUAAGGCUUUUAAAAGAUGACCAGGAGUUCAAAGAUGCAAUUAAAGAGUCUUAUCAAACAGCGUCAGGUUGGCAGAUGAGGAGUUUGUUUGUUAGAUUACUUAACAUGAAUACAAUGACUAAUCCAUUCGAUGUUUGGAGCUGUACUUGGAAGAUGUUGGCUGAUGGCAUUCUUUACAAUAGGAGAAGGGAACUCAAUCUUCCAGAUUUACAAAUAUCUGAUGAUGACUUGCAGAAUCUCUGUCUUAUUGAAAUUGCAAAACUGUUGACUGAAAAUGGAAGAACAUUAAGUGAUUACCCGUCUAUGCCUACCCCUAUAGUUGAAGAUGUCAAUACCUUUCAUAACAAACUCAUAGCCGAUGAACUCAACUAUAAUAGAGUUGAAUUAGCUGCUCUUCAUGAAAGUUUGGUUCAAAAGUUAACUGAAGAGCAACAUGGUGUCUAUCAAGAAAUAAUGACAUCUGUGUUAUCUGGUAAUGGUCAAUUCUUCUUUUUGUAUGGUUACGGUGGUACUGGCAAGACUUUCUUGUGGAAGACAAUUUCAGCAGCUCUAAGAUCUAAAGGAGAAAUUGUAAUCAAUGUUGCUUCGAGCGGAAUAGCUUCUUUAUUGCUUCCUAAUGGAAAAACAGCUCACUCAACUUUUUGCAUCCCAUUGGAAAUCAAUGAUAAAUCUACUUGCAACAUUAAACAAAAUUGUUUUAGAGCAGAACUAUUAAGAGCUGCCAGUCUAUUCAUAUGGGAUGAAGCUCCAAUGAUGAAUAGAUAUUGCUUUGAAGCAUUUGAUCGUACGAUGAGAGACUUGAUGGGAAAGGUGGAUAAGAAUAACAGAAACAAGCCAUUUGGUGGAAAAGUUAUUGUCUUAGGUGGAGACUUUAGACAGAUAUUGCCGGUAAUUAGGAAAGGAUCGAGAAGUGAAGUUGUUAGGGCAGCUAUUGGCUCAUCAAAGAUAUGGAAGCAUUGCAAAGUUCUGAAAUUGACCAAAAACAUGAGGUUGAAAGGUGAUUUGACUAACAACUCAGAAAUUGAACUCAAAGAAUUUGCCGAUUGGAUUUUGAAAAUUGGAGAUGGCUUAUUAGAUGGAGAUGAAAAUGGAGAGGCUGAAAUUAAAAUCCCUGAAGAAUUGUCUGUUCUACAAAAUGACAACCCUUUGCUUUCUUUGGUUGAUUUUGUUUACCCUAAUAUUGUUAACGAUAUUGGCAAAAACAAUUUCUUUGAGGAUGAAGCAAUUCUUGCUCCAACAUUGGAGGUUGUUAAAGAGGUAAACGAUUAUGUGCUAUCUAUGAUUCCAGGUGAAUCGAAAGAUUAUUUAAGUUGUGAUACACCAUGUAAAUCUGAUGAGGAUAAUGAGGUUCAAGGAGAUUGGUUUACAUCGGAAUUUUUAAAUGAUAUCACAUGUUCUGGGAUACCUCAUCAUCGGUUAACCCUAAAAGAGGGUGUCCCAGUUAUGCUGCUGCGCAAUAUUGAUCAAGCAAGGGGAUUAUGUAAUGGUACCAGGUUACAGGUUAGAGAAUUAGGCAAGAAUGUUAUAACAGUUGUGGUUAUCAAUGCAACAAAUGACGGUGAAGUUGUCUAUAUUCCAAGAAUGGACUUAGUUCCUUCAGAUCCUGGACUUCCUUUCAAGUUUUGUCGCCGCCAAUUUCCCAUAUGCUUGUGUUUUGCAAUGACCAUCAACAACAACCAAGGACAAUCUCUCUCCAAGGUUGCGGUUUAUUUACCUCGACCAGUUUUUACACAUGGUCAAUUGUACGUAGCAGUUUCAAGAGUAACAACAAAGAAAGGCUUAAAGUUUCUUAUAUUAGAUGAAGAUGGCAAGACCUGCACGACAACUAAAAAUGUCGUAUUUCCUGAAAUUUUUGAGAAUUUAAAGGUUCACAAGAUAUUAUAUUUUCUAUCUUUUGAUGGUGCAUUUUUUGGAUCGGAAUCACUGACAUCAUUUUUCGAGAUUACGAGAGACCCGAGUAAGAAAAUGAUGAUGAAAGGUAGAGGAAUGGGUAGGAAUAGGAUUAAUCCUGUUCAAACAAUUUCAAGUCAUAUGGGUGAUAAGGAUAAGAUUCAAGGUAUUGAUUUUGCUUAUUGGUUAAAGAUUGUUGUUACAAGUAAAGAUUUUGUUGUUGUGAAAAUGGAUGUUGAAGGUACUGAGUUUCAUUUGAUACCUAAGUUGAUUCAAACUGGUGCUAUUUGUUUGAUUGAUGAACCAUGGGAAAUAAUGGAUCUGCUAGUUUAUGUAAUAUAUCUUUAA